Messenger RNA from Anarrhichthys ocellatus (wolf-eel), 1214 nucleotides. RefSeq names its product putative ferric-chelate reductase 1. Lineage: Eukaryota; Metazoa; Chordata; Actinopteri; Perciformes; Anarhichadidae. The transcript has 6 exons. Bases 87 to 845 code for a protein of 252 amino acids. The record is from RefSeq and is a predicted model, not a curated record. Gene Ontology annotation, biological process: regulation of glutamate receptor signaling pathway; regulation of postsynaptic membrane neurotransmitter receptor levels.
AUCAUUUCCUGCAGUGAUAUAAAAAAGCAGAAACUGCAGAACAAAGAACAUUCCCCCUGCUCAACUCUUGACUUUCACAGCUCAGAAUGGAACGUGGAUUGACCCUGUUGGUUGCAGCGCUGGUCGUUUAUGUGACUCCGAGUGUCCAAGGAACAGCUCAUCUGUCCUCUUCCAAUGCUACGGUGGACAUCACUCGCUCAGGUUGCGGAGUCAAUAAACUAUGUGUAGAGACCCCAGAUGACUGCGAUCCUGCUGGAACAGGCAGCUGUCUGUUUGUGUCUGUGGUCGCCACCGCCCCAGUGGCUCCCAACGGCACUAUGCUGUCCAUCGAGCUCAGGGGAGACUCCAGCGGAUACAUCGCGCUGGGCCUCACUGCAGACCCCUCAGAGGGUACCACCAUGCUCUUCAUUUGCGCUCAAAACAGCUUGAGCAACGGGUCAUUCUUCUUCAGGACAAUGACCAUGAACAACACCGACGCUACGCUCAGCGCAAAUGAGGAGCUAGUGUCAGAUAUCCGUGGCAUGGUGACUGGAACUGUGAUCAAGUGUGAGUUCAACAUCACAAGUGUGAACGCCACUAACAGCAGAAGCAGCCCUGUUACCACCUUCUCCAUCCUCCUUGGGAGUGGGCCUACUAACGGGACUACUAUCGGCCCCUUCAACCGCACACUGACCAGCGGUCCUCUGAACCUCGCCGACCCGGCCAGCAACGCCGUCAACACAACGGCAGCGCCCGCCGUCAACGCAACGGCAGCGCCCGCCGUCAGCACAACGAUGCCCAACAGCGGUGGAGCUGUCCAGCCUCAUGGUAAACAAAACACCGCUGUUUAUAGAUUUGCACUUUAGUUUUAGGUCUUCAGAUACUGAUAUCUGAGAACAAUCCACAACAGCAGUAACUAAAUAACGAGAGAUGGAGGAACCAUUUAAUUAUGUUGGUCAUAUCCUAGACAGAAACGGGUAUGUCAUUUUAAAUUGAUAGGAAAGGUUUUUAAUUUGGUCCCUUUAGUAGCUGUUCUGGAGCUUUCGACUGCAUCAGAUGUUUGUCCGGUUGUCAAAGUUCUGAAUAUAAACUCAAUUAAGUAAAUGUCUGCUGCUUGUGCACAGUGAUUUAUAAUAUUACAAAAACACACUUUUGUUCUCUGGCUAUGCAGAUCAUUUCUGUUUUACUUGUUCUGAAGAUAUUUGUCAAUUUCUGCCUCUACCCAAAAGCAAUGG